AUGGAUGAAAAUGAAUUGAUUUCAAUGAAUAAUUCAUCGAAUUGCGAACAAAAUCAAAUUCAUCAAAUAGAAAGCGAAUCUGAUGUAGAACUCAACGAUAAUUAUAAUGCUACAAAUGAAAACGAUUCAUUGCAGAAUCUUUCAUUCGAUUUGCAAUUUCUUGGUUUGAAAAUAUCAAUUCAACUUGUUAUUCGUAUAUUGAUUUGUUUAUUUCUGAUAAUUCUAAUGACGAUUGGAAUUAUCGUUGUUUGUUUUACUACACCGAAAUCUAAAAUGAAGCGCUGUGAAUUAAAUUUUGUACAAAGAUAUCCGAAUCCAAUUGAAUAUAAUUAUGGUCCACAAUCAGUAGCUAUUGGUGAUUUUAAUCAGGACUCAUGGAUGGAUAUGGUUAUUGUUAAUUCAAUUGUUAAUAAAAUUGAUAUUUAUUUGGGAUUAGAUGAUCAAUCGUUUUCAAAACAAUUUUAUUAUUCAACGGGAAUUAAUUCAAAGCCAACGAUGGUUGCUGUUAAUCAUCUGAAUGAUGAUUUCUAUUUAGAUAUUGUUGUGAGUAAUUAUGGAAAACAUUCAAUUGGAAUUUUCUAUGGACUUGGAGAUGGAUCAUUUCGAAAUCAGAAAGAAAUUUUAACAGGAAUAUCAAGACCAAUAUCAGUUCAUUUAGUUGAUAUAAAUAAUGAUUCAUUUUGUGAUAUUAUUGUUAUUAAUUAUGGUACAAAUAGCUUCACCAUUUUCUAUGGAAAUCAAUAUGAUUUCUUUGCAAAAUCUCAAACGUAUUCAACUGGAUAUGAUUCUCAUCCAUAUUUCUUGGCUACUGGUGAUUUAAAUAAUGAUCAAAGAUUGGAUAUUAUUAUUGCUAAUCAUGGUACAGAUAAUAUUGCUGUUUUUUUUGCCAAUGAAAAUAAUUCAUUCGAAAAUCAACUAAUGAUUUCGAUGGGAAGGAAUUCACGUCCAGUAUCAGUAGCUAUCACUGAUCUUAAUUCUGAUGAUCAACUUGAUAUUGUUGUGACAAAUUUUGGCACGAACAUGGUUUGUGUGAUGUUAAAUGAUCAGAAUGGAACAUUUUCAAAACAAACAUUCUAUACGACAGGAUCUGUGUCUCCAUAUUCAAUUGGUAUUGGUGAUUUUAAUGGAGAUAAUCAUUUAGAUUUAUUUAUUACUAAUAUUGGAAUAAAUAAUACCGGAUUAUUUCUUGGUUAUGGAAACGGAAGUUUUCGAAGUGGUCUAAUGAAUUCAACAGGCUCAUCUUCAUCAAUUUCAUUGGCUUUAUUUGAUUUGAAUAAAGAUGAAAGAUUAGAUGCAAUUAUUGUUAAUAAUGAUACUCAAAAUAUUAAUAUUCUUCAUGGAUACUUUCAAGGUUUUCCACUUCCUACAAAAUUUGACAUUAGUUCUCCUUCGACAUUUAUAAUUAGUCGUGAUUUAAAUCACGAUAUGGUAUUAGACUUGGUAAUUCUUGUUUUAAUUCGCAACCAAAUGAUGAUUUGUUUGGGUAAAGGUGAUGGAUCGUUUACAUAUAAAAUAUUAUAUUCAACUGCUUCUACUCCAUAUUCAGGAGCUAUUGGAGAUUUGGACAAUGAUACUCAUGUUGAUAUAGUUGUUGUUAAUUAUAAUAGUAAUAAUAUGUACAUAUAUUUUGGAAAAGGUGAUGGUACUUUUCCAACUAGCAUUACAUAUCCAACGGGUCGUGCUCCUUCUUUUGUAGUUGUUAAUGAUUUCAAUAACGAUAACAAAUUGGAUAUUGUUAUUACCAAUUAUAAUGAUAGUACUACAAGUGUUUUUCUCGGCUAUGGCAAUCGUUCUUUUGCAUCGCCUAUGACAUAUUUGACUGGCAUUCAACCACGGUCCAUAGCUAUAAGUGAUAUAAAUAACGAUCAAUUUCUUGAUAUAAUUGUUGUCAAUUUUUAUAAUAAUAGUAUAAGUAUUUUCUAUGGGUUUGGCGAUGGAAGCUUUGCGAAUCAAACGACAUAUUCAACUGGUAGUUCUCCUUCGUUUGUGACAGUUGCUGAUUUUAAUAAUGAUAGCUAUAUGGAUGUUGUUGUUAGUUUGUAUACUGGCCAAGUUGUAACUGUUUUUUUGGGCUUUGGAAAUGGUUCUUUUGGAAAACAAGUUACAUAUGGCGUUGGUUCCUAUCCAUCAUACAUAGUGAUUGAUGACAUGAAUAAUGAUACACAUCGAGAUCUUGUGGUUACUUGUACGGGUGUAGGAAUUAUUUAUAUUUUAUUUGGAUAUGGAAAUGGUUCGUUUAGUAAUGCCCAGUCAUAUUAUACAAAUAUGAGUUCUUCGGGCGUAACUCUUGGUGAUUUCAAUGAUGAUAAAAGAUUGGAUAUAAUUGUAACAGAUACGUGGAGUAUUUAUAUAGGAAUAUUACUCCAAAAUAAUCAAGGAAGUCUUGUAAAUCAUUUAACUUAUGCAUCAAGUGGAAGUUCGAAAUUAAGAUCAAUGUUAAUUAAUGAUAUAAAUAACGAUACUUAUUUAGAUAUUAUCACUGCUAAUUAUGCUACUGACGAUCUUACUGUUUUUUUCGGUGAGGAUAAUAUGAAUUUUGAUGAUGAAAUAAAGAUUCAAUUGGAUACAAAUUCGCAUCCAUUAUCAAUUACUUUUGGUGAUUUUAACAACGAUCAACAAUUGGAUCUUGCUGUAGCUCUUGCUGCUCCAUCAAAUCAGAUUGGAAUGUUACUUGGAAAUGAACACGGAUCAUUUGUUCUUCAAGAUAUUAUCCAAAAUCGUUCAAAUUCUCCUCCUUUGAUUGUUUCAGCUGGUGAUUUUAACGCUGAUGGACAAUCAGAAAUUNAUCCAUCGAAUUGUGAACAAACUCAAAUAGAAAGCGAAUCUAAUGUAGAAUUCAACGACAAUUAUAAUACUAAAAAUGAAAACGAUUCAUUUCAGAAUCUUUCAUUCGAUUUACAAUUUCUUGGUUUGAAAAUAUCAAUUCAACUUAUUAUUCGUAUAUUAAUUUGUUUAUCUCUGAUGAUUCUGAUGACAAUUGGAAUUAUCAUUGUUUGUUUUACUACACCAAAAUCGAAAAUGAAAUAUUGUGAAUUAAAUUUUGUACAAAGAUAUCCAAAUCUAAUUGAAUAUAAUUAUGAUCCACGAUCAGUAGCUAUUGGUGAUUUUAAUCAUGACUCAUGGAUGGAUAUGGUUAUUGUUAAUUCAAUUGUUAAUCAAAUUGAUAUUUAUUUGGGAUUAGAUGACCAAUCAUUUUCAAAACAAUUUUAUUAUUCAACGGGAAUUAAUUCAAAGCCAACGAUGGUUGCUGUUAAUCAUUUGAAUGAUGAUUUCUAUUUAGAUAUUGUUGUGAGUAAUUAUGGAGAACAUUCAAUUGUAAUUUUCUAUGGACUUGGAAAUGGAUCAUUUCGAAAUCAGAAAGAAAUUUCAACAGGAAUAUCAAGGCCAAUAUCAGUUCAUUUAGUUGAUAUAAAUAAUGAUUCAUUUUGUGAUAUUAUUGUUAUUAAUUAUGGUACAAAUAGCUUCACCAUUUUUUAUAGAAAUCAAUAUGAUUUCUAUGGAAAAUCUCAAACGUAUUCAACUGGAUAUGAUUCUCAUCCAUAUUUCUUGACCACUGGUGAUUUAAAUAAUGAUCAAAGAUUAGAUAUUAUUAUUGCUAAUCAUGGUACAAAUAAUAUUGGUGUUUUUUUUGCCAAUGAAAAUAAUUCAUUUGAAGAUCAACUAAUGAUUUCGAUGGGAAGAAAUUCACGUCCAGUAUCAGUAGCUAUCACUGAUCUUAAUUCUGAUCAUCAACUUGAUAUUGUUGUGACAAAUUUUGGCACGAACAUGGUUUGUGUGAUGUUAAAUGAUCAGAAUGGAACAUUUUCAAAACAAACAUUCUAUACGACAGGAUCUGUAUCUCCAUACUCAAUUGGUAUUGGUGAUUUUAAUGGAGAUGAUCAUUUAGAUUUAUUUAUUACUAAUAUUGGAAUAAAUAAUAUCGGAUUAUUUCUUGGUUAUGGAAAUGGAAGUUUUCGAAGUGGUUUAAUGAAUUCAACAGGCUCAUCUUCAUCAAUUUCAUUGGCUUUAUUUGAUUUGAAUAAAGAUGAAAGAUUAGAUGCAAUUAUUGUUAAUAAUGAUACUGAAAAUAUUAAUGUUCUUCAUGGAUAUUUUCAAGGUUUUCCACUUCCUACAAAAUUUGAUAUUAGUUCUCCUUCGACAUUUAUAAUUAGUCAUGAUUUAAAUCACGAUAUGGUAUUAGACUUGGUAAUUCUUGUUUUAAUUCGUAACCAAAUGAUGAUUUAUUUGGGUAAAGGUGAUGGAUCAUUUACAUAUAAAAUAUUAUAUUCAACUGCUUUUACUCCAUAUUCAGGAGCUAUUGGAGAUUUGGACAAUGAUACUCANAUACAAAUUCGCAUCCAUUAUCAAUUACUUUUGGUGAUUUUAACAACGAUCAACAAUUGGAUCUUGCUGUAG
Molecule: messenger RNA, 4395 nt
Organism: Adineta ricciae
Lineage: Eukaryota; Metazoa; Rotifera; Eurotatoria; Adinetida; Adinetidae
Source: the annotation of a GenBank genome assembly